Molecule: messenger RNA, 429 nt
Organism: Prunus avium (sweet cherry)
Lineage: Eukaryota; Viridiplantae; Streptophyta; Magnoliopsida; Rosales; Rosaceae
Source: RefSeq, a predicted model, not a curated record
AUGCAUUACUCGAAAGCCUUGCCCAUCAAGGAGCUGUCGAGUAAUCUGUUUGCAUUAGGAGUGUUUCUGCAUCAACUUGCUAAGCAUCCUUUAACCCCCGCACCCCCCACUGUAUAUUAUAUACCAGCACCUUUAAAGAAUGCGAUUGAAUGGGCAUCAAGACCACCAAAUGCUUGGGCUGAUAAGGCUGCCGCAGUUGUAAGUACCUCGGGAGACUUUGGGGGCGGCAGAUCCCAAUAUCAUCUUCGCCAAAUCGGAGUGUCUCUCGACCUUCAUUUUAUCAACAAGCCCGAGUUUUUCUUGGAUGGACUCAAGUCUCCUGAAAAGUUCGACAGUGAUGGCAACUUGGUUGAUGAACAGGACAAAGAGAGACUGAAGGAAAUUCUUUUGGCCUUGCAGGCAUUCACUUUGAGGCUUCAAACAAAGUGA